Messenger RNA from Onthophagus taurus, 560 nucleotides. RefSeq names its product SNAP associated protein. Gene Ontology annotation, molecular function: S-adenosylmethionine-dependent methyltransferase activity; protein methyltransferase activity; nucleic acid binding. NCBI's taxonomy places the organism in Eukaryota, Metazoa, Arthropoda, Insecta, Coleoptera, Scarabaeidae. Gene Ontology annotation, biological process: methylation. Gene Ontology annotation, cellular component: eRF1 methyltransferase complex. The record is from RefSeq and is a predicted model, not a curated record.
AAAAUGGACGUUGACAGUGAAAGUACAGCAACGUCAAUAGACGAUGAAAACACAGAAAAUUUCUGCGAUAAUCCAACGAGAGAUACGUUAGCUGAAGGGUUAAUGGGCCUUAUAAAACCGACGGUUGAUCAAUUGGAUGAACGCGUUAAAGCGACCAGAUUAUCCCAAAUAGAGUUGAAACAGUGUAUAGAUUCGCUUGGUGAUCAAUUGAAGAAUAUUUCUGAUUCGCAACAAUCAACAAUCGAUUUGGACGUUUAUGUGAAGAAACUUCAAAACGCCAAAAAUCGCGUCACUAUUUUAACUAACAUCCUUCAACACGCUCAGGAUAGAUUAAACAAAGUGCACCAAUCGAUUGAACGCGAAACAAUUAAACGUAAAGUUAUGGUUGAUACGUUAGUUUCAGAACAGAGUACUUCUAAUACUGUGAUAUAAAGAUUUCGAUAAAUUAAGAUGUCAUUACCAACACCGUCAUAUGAUUUAAGUGAAUUUAAGAAUGUUUAUGAACCUAGGGAAGAUACUUUCUUGUUAUUAGAUGCAUUAGAAAAAGAUUUAGAAAAUAU